This is a messenger RNA of Ilex paraguariensis (yerba mate), 1672 nucleotides long. The record is from the annotation of a GenBank genome assembly. NCBI's taxonomy places the organism in Eukaryota, Viridiplantae, Streptophyta, Magnoliopsida, Aquifoliales, Aquifoliaceae.
UCUUAAGUUCACACUUGAACAAGUAUGGGUGUGGUUGGAGCUCUCAUAAUUUUCCUUUCAGCCACUCUGUGUCUCUAUCUUCUUCAGGUGAUCAUUAAGUUCCUUUGUAAGGUAUGGUUCACUCCAAUUGGCAUACAGAAUAUGAUGAGUUUACAGGGAAUUAAAGGCCCCCCUUACAGAUUCCCUCAUGGGAGCACCAAAGAGAUUUCUGACAUGAGAAGCCAGACAAUGGGUAAACCCAUGGACAUAUCGCACGACAUAUUCCAAAGGAUUCAGCCUCAUGUUUAUUCCUGGACACAGAUUUAUGGGAUGAAUUUUCUUAAUUGGCAUGGUUCACAAGCCCAACUGUUUGUUACGGAACCAGAGCUUAUUAGAGAAAUCCUUAACAACAAAGAAGGUGCUUAUCCAAAAAUGGACAUGGAAGGCUAUGCAAAAAAACUGUUAGGAGAAGCACUUAUAACAAAUGAAGGUGAAAAAUGGGCAAAGAUACGGAAAUUGGCAAAUCACACUUUCCAUGCAGAGAGUUUGAAAAGUAUGAUUCCAGAAAUGAGCAUCAGUGUCGAGAUGAUGCUAGAAAGGUGGAGACAUUAUGAAGGAAAAGAGAUUGACGUGUUUAAAGAAUUUGGGGUAUUAACUACUGAAGUGAUUUCCAGGACAGCUUUUGGUAGUAGUUUCUUGGAAGGAAAGCAUAUAUUUGAGAUGGUGGCCAAGUUGACUGCAGUAACUGUUAGAAAUAUUUAUAACAUAAGGCUUCCUGGCAUCAGCCAAAUAUUUAGGACUGAAGACGAGAUUGAAGCAGAGAAACUUGAACAAGGAAUAAAGAAGUCCAUCCUAGACCUUGUAAAGGAAAGAAAGACAGUGAAGAACGUUGAAACUGACAGCUUUGGUAGUGAUUAUCUUGGACAACUUGUUAAACUUGCUCAUGAAUCUGAUCAUAGCAAGAGAAUUACACUGGCACAAAUGGUUGAUGAGAUCAAGGCAUUGUAUGGUGCUGGACAUCUAACAACAACAAAUUUACUUGCUUGGAGUGUUUUUCUUCUUGCAAUCCAUACGGAUUGGCAAGAAAAAGCAAGGAAGGAGGUGAUUGAGUUAUUUGGUGACAAAAAUCCAAGUUCUGAUGGAAUUGCCCGACUGAAAACUAUGAACAUGAUCAUUAAUGAAUCUCUCAGACUCUAUCCUCCUGUGCUUACUCUGACAAGGAAAGUUGAGAGGGAAGUUAAAUUGGCGGACCUCAAACUUCCUCCUAAUAUAAAUGUGUUCAUUUCAAUUCUAGCACUUCAUCACAACCCUCAAAUAUGGGGCAAAGAUGUCCAUUUAUUUAAACCUGAGAGAUUUGCAGAGGGGGUUGCAAAAGCUAGCAACAAUAAUGCUACAGCAUUUUUCCCAUUUGGUAUGGGACCUCGAACUUGCGUGGGCUUGAACUUUACCACCAACGAAGCAAAGAUUGCGCUUUCAAUGAUUCUGCAGCGGUACAAGUUCACUAUGUCACCAAACUAUGUCCACUACCCGGCUGAUGUUUUCAUUCUCACCCCAAAAAAUGGAGUUCAAGUCAUCCUCCAAGCAAUUUGAUGUCAAAAAGAUGUUAAAAUGUGUAAACAAAUGUAUUUUAUUAUGUUGAUUUGUGUGUCUGUUAUGCUUUGGUGUGGCAACAACUAUGAUGUACAGAAUUGGU